Molecule: messenger RNA, 765 nt
Organism: Rubroshorea leprosula
Lineage: Eukaryota; Viridiplantae; Streptophyta; Magnoliopsida; Malvales; Dipterocarpaceae
Source: the annotation of a GenBank genome assembly
CUUCUGAUGAAUCAAAAAAUGUAAUUGCAUAGAUUCAAUCUUUAUUUUCAACACUUCAUAUGUGUUUGCUCGUUUCAAAUAUAAUUUCCAAAACAGUGCAAGGAAAAGGAGGAGUAUGAGGUACAAAUUAACAUUGCUAAACAGAGAAAAAGCGUCAAGUAUCUUAACCAUGAAUGAAUUGAGCUGUUUUUCUUUUUCAUAGUUCUGGCUAGACAUUUUGGCUUAUCUGACUUGUGUUCCGAAGAAAUAUGUUGCUGCAUACUAGACCUCCCUCUGGUGCAACUGUUUAAUAUGAUAGAGGAUUUAGGUGGGCAGACUGGCUUUGGUAAGACUUUUGAAAUUGUUUCUGCAAUAGAUUGUUUUGUUGCUCUUCUCCUCAGCUCUGACAAGAAAUCGGUUGGCGGCUCAAUUCUUGAUAUCAUGCUUUGGGUCGUAACCAGGACUUGGUUACCUGUUACCUGUGCCUGUAUUUCUCUUCAGCAAUAACUCAGAAGCUUCCUGCACUUGAAACCUGUGUCCAGGAUCUCCUUGCUACAUCCUAUAUUGAAGAAUUACUAAUUUACUAUGGAGACCUCUGAAUAAUCCUUUGUGUCCUGGCUGUAUGGAUACUGAGAUAGGUCCUGAAGCUGGAAGUUUCCCUGCAAGAAAGAUCUUUAUAUGCAAUAGAAAGCAUAAGCAUUUGCUUCAACGUUGUGGAAGAUUGCUUUGCUCUUGUAUUUACAAAUGGACCGGCUAACAGAGGUAUAAUAAAUAGAUAUACUUUUU